AUGGCUCGAGUCCCGCUGCUGCUCGAGGGAAACCUGACUGAUGGAUGUACUCUGGAAGAGGCCCUUCACUUCAUUCACACAUCGCCGAUGCCGAUUAGUCUUCUGCUCAACCGAAAUCUGCAGAAUUAUCGAGCAUUUCUGGAAGGUCAGUCUUCUAAUGACAAUUUUUAUGUGCGAGCCAACUUCAACUUGGCAGCAACUAGAGACCUGGAAACCAUGCCACCGCUGCGAGGCGGCCCAUUUAUGCCAAUUAGGAAAGGUGACAUAUUUCAGAUUGUCAAUAGUCUGCCGGAUGAUACGUCUGGGCGUCAGCCACAAGUUGCUGCAAGAAGCGGUUCUUUGUUGAUGAGCAAACACUGA
Molecule: messenger RNA, 360 nt
Organism: Protopolystoma xenopodis
Lineage: Eukaryota; Metazoa; Platyhelminthes; Monogenea; Polystomatidea; Polystomatidae
Source: the annotation of a GenBank genome assembly